AUGGAUUCGACAGGAAAACAAGGAUCCUCUAACGUACAACUCAGUAACCCCAGUGGUAUUUUCAUCGAUCAUUACGGCAACUUUUUCGUAGCUGACGAAGAUAAUGGUCGAGGAUCUGCUUUGAAUCAAUUGAAAGAACCAACGCACGUCUAUGUUGACGUAGUAGGAAAUCUGUUCAUCACUGAUCGAGGUAAUCUUCGAGUACAGAAAUGGUUCCCGGGCGGUUUAGAAGGCGUGACAGUUGCUUCCGGAAGAGUCUACUCGGGUCACUGCUUUCCAGGUCUUUCUGACAACAGAAAACAUGCUAACAAGAUUUAUUCAUCAGAAUCUAUCAGAGGAAGCGGUAGAAUCAUGAAGUAUCCUAUUGGUGGUGUCAGUAAUGUGUCUACGUACGCAACACUUCUUAGUUUUGUCAACAGCACCCCUGGUAAUGUUGUCUUGAAUGAAUGUAAUAGCGUCUAUGUCGUAGAAUCAUCGAAUGGAAACAUUUUGAAAUUCAGUAGUGGUAAUCCUACAGGAGAACAGAUUGCCACCAACUUAAUCAGCCCCAAUGAUAUUGCACUUGAUCCAUGCGGAAACCUUUACAUUGUUGGAAGAGACUUCAAUCGUGUUCAGAAACUUCGGUUUGAAGAAGGAGACCUUUUCUGCUAA
Messenger RNA from Adineta ricciae, 651 nucleotides. NCBI's taxonomy places the organism in Eukaryota, Metazoa, Rotifera, Eurotatoria, Adinetida, Adinetidae. The record is from the annotation of a GenBank genome assembly.